Molecule: messenger RNA, 1255 nt
Organism: Phalaenopsis equestris
Lineage: Eukaryota; Viridiplantae; Streptophyta; Magnoliopsida; Asparagales; Orchidaceae
Exons: 2
Coding region: 126-1010 (294 amino acids)
Source: RefSeq, a predicted model, not a curated record
GUCUUCUCCCCACUUCACUCUUCCACAGCAAGAUCUGUAACCCUUUUCUCUUCUUCACCCAACCUCCUCCCCCAUCAUCUUCCUCCCAUCUACCCCGCUUCACUGAUUCAAGUCCUCUGUUUUUGAUGAGGAUACGGAAGCAGGCUGCAAAGCUCCUAGGAUGGUCGUCAGGUUCUUCAUUCCCUGCUUCAUCUUCUCUGCAAUUAUCAGCAUUCGAUCAGUAUGGUUGGCCGCCGGAGCCGCCGUGCGUACAGUCGGCGGAAUCUUACUCCGGCGAGCUGCAGUGCCGGCUUAAUCUCUCCCCGUGGGAUGCCAUUGAAAGUCCCCAAUGCACGGACUCCCAGGAUGCAAAGUUGGAAUCCGUGAAUGAGGAUCAGAUGAGCGCAUUCGAAAAUAGCUCCGAAGCUAAAGAAAAGGAGAAAGAGAAGAUAGAGGAGGAGGAGGAGCAGGAUAAUAAAGUGCAGCGGAGGAAGAGAGGAGAGAAAGAAACUGAAGCCAUGGAUUCAAUCGCAGUAAUCAACUGCAAGAAAACGGAUGGUAAAGGAUGGCACUGCAAGCGCCCUGCGCAGAGUCCGCACUCGCUUUGCACCUACCAUCUCACCCAGCUGCGCUCCUACAGGGCUCGAUUUGAAGACCAUGUCUCCAGCGAUUACCGGAAGAAAUCUGCCGCGACGGUCGAUUGCGGCGGAGCAGCUUCCAGUUACUACUACUAUUACUCCAUUUUGGGACCUUGGUGGGGCAAGCGCAGAGGUCCUGUCAAUGGAAGUUCGGAUUGGAAUGAGGACUGCGGUGGAAAGAGUACUGAUAAUGAAACCCAUGCUGUUGCUUGCGAUAAUGGCGAAGAAGAAGCAGAAGAAGAAGAAGCAGUAGAAGAACAAGAAGAAGAAGAAGAAGAAGAAGAUGGGGAGAGCCGUGGUGACGUUAUCUACAAGAAGAAGAAGAAGAAGAGGGUGAUCAAGAGGCGAGGGAGGAAGCCGGUGAAGGCUCGUUCUCUAAAAUCUAUCCUUUGAUCAGAUUUUGGGAAGUUGGUUCUGAAAUUUGAGCUCAGUGUGGCGUAGUGUAGGUGUUGAUGGGGACGAUGACUCCAUCUGGGAGCUGGGAGCUGGGCUGUUAUGUAAAAUAACAACUAACAAACUGUUACGAUUUUCAACCAGAUUUUGGAAAACCUUUUUAAGUUAAUCUCGAAAGUUGAUAUAUCUUAUAUGCUUAUUGAAUUUAUGACAAUUACGAAUACAGCACUAUAAACAUUGUUAUU